AAAAAGCGGGUAAAAACCAGUGGGGGCGAAUCAUAACAGCGAAGGGGAAAUGAAAACAGAUCGGGGCGCAUAGGUAGGCAGUAGGCGUGGAAAAAUGGGCCGCCAACCCGUGUGUAUCGAGGAAGACUUGAAAAACUAAGUUAUGUAGAAAAUGUCUCUGCGCAGAAUUGCUAAACGCGACUUGACGGCUACGGAGAGAGAAUCGCCAGAACGGAAUUGGCGAUGCUGGGAGCAACGACGGCCCGAUCGGGCGCCUGCCGAGACCGAGUCCGACAACAGCCACCACGCCACCUCCACCACCACUCCAGCGGCAGCCCCGCUGCUCAUUGCAUUUCGGUCUCUUGCGCCGAUGUGAAACGAAACCCAACUGCCGGCGUAUAAGUUGGUGGAGGGGCGGCGCUUGCCCAAAACCCCGCCUCCUUAACGCUCGUUGCCGGGUGACCGAACAUGUGGGCGGGGCCCGAUCUCUCUGGCUCUCCCCCCGCUUCUGAUUCAAACCAAUCAGCCGGCAGUGUAGUCGGUGGGUGGGGAGGAGCGUCUUUAUUCUGCCCAAACAUCCGUAUUUACACAGGGUUAGGGCCAACCGUUCGCUUAUUACUGUGUGUGAGUGCUACAAGUACUUUUGCUAUCACAGACUUAAACAAAACCAAGUUAAAGUAAGAACGCACACAGAUGAUUAGGAUAAGUGUUUGGUCAUUCAAUUUGCCGUAGACUCUCGCCCCGUGAACUGUGUGUGUGUGCGUGUGAUAGCUAAAGCGCCCGCGACCUUAUUUGACCUGUUGAGUUGGCGUGUGGCCGGCGUGACCCUAUCCCUCUCUCUGUAUACGGAGCCGUUUCUUGGCCGAAAGAGAAUUCGGGCAGUUUUGGUGAGUCUUCGUGGCUGGGUGCACGAAGUCGCCGCCAAACCCAAAAGCGGAAACAAUGUCCGGUGUGUGAUCGAUCGCGACGGAGAAAGAAAGUCCAGGGGGAGGAAGUUCGGUGAUAGAAGUGUGGACAGUGUCUCUCUCUCUCUCUCCUUGUGAAAUCCCCCGAAAUUAAAAAGGGUCAACAUGUUGUCCCAAAAGUUAUACAGUGACACCAUGACGCCCAUGAGUUCCUCGGCGCCCCCAGUGUCGCCCAUGUCCCAAACGACCUACGGAAUGAACUCCAUGAACAGCAUGAUGGGCAUGAACACAUACCAACAGCGACUGCCUCCCAACAUGGAUUUUUCCUCUUCGAUGAGUGGCAUCAGUGCGAUGGGCAUGAGUGGGCAGUGCAUGAGCCCUGGCAUGACGGGCAUGGGGGCAUUCCCUCCCAUGAAUACCUCCAUGCAGCAGAUGAAUGGCAUGAGUGGAUGCAUGAGUGGCAUGGGUGGGAUGGGCGGUAUGAACCAGAUGGUGCCCUACGGGCGCGACCUGCAGGAGCCAGACAGUCCAGUGUCCUCGGCGCUCCAAAGGGCGCGGCAGGACAAAACCUACAGAAGGUCCUACACCCACGCCAAGCCUCCCUACUCGUACAUCUCCCUCAUCACGAUGUCCAUCCAAAACGCCCCCAACAAAAUGGUGACCUUGUCGGAGAUCUACCAGUUCAUCAUGGACCUCUUCCCCUACUACCGCCAGAACCAGCAGCGCUGGCAGAACUCCAUACGCCACUCCUUGUCCUUCAACGACUGCUUCGUCAAAAUCCCUCGCACCCCGGACAAGCCAGGCAAGGGCUCAUUCUGGUCCCUCCACCCAGACUCGGGCAACAUGUUCGAGAACGGCUGCUACCUGCGUCGGCAGAAGCGAUUCAAGUGUGAGAAGAAGGAGUCGGUCAGGACGACCAAAACCCCAUCCUCGGGGCAGCACCAGAGUCCAGUCUUAGCUACGAAACAAGAGAGCAACGAUGAGGGCGAUACCAAGGUUGACACUUCGUCGCUGGCUUCCCCCGGGCAUCCAGCCCACGUGGGCCAUAAUAGUCAUCACACGGGGCACCCCGUGAAUCCGGCAGGGCAGCAGCAGCAGGGUCAGCAACCUCCCAGCGACCCCGUUUCGGGCAUGACCCAACUCCUAGAAGCUGCCACGAAGCUGGAACCUCCCGAAUCCGGAUAUCAGAUGCCGCCACCACCCACGGUUAGCGUUGCAGACAAAUACAGCGCCGAACAGCAACAGCAGCAGCAACAGCAACAGCAGGCGACGCAGGAACAGCAGCACCACCAGGCCGCCCAUUUAGGUACACCCACCGCCCACGAUCUGCACGCAGCGCCGCCCCUCCAUCCGUCCCUCCUGAAGGACUACACAGCUUCAGCGUACCUCAAGGAUUACUCGAACGGCCACCUGAAGGACUACGGAGGGUACCUGAAGGACUACGGCGGCCACCUCAAGGACUACGACCACCUGAAGAACUACCCGGCCCCUGCCCACCCCUUCAGCAUCACCUCCAUCAUCGCCGCCGAAAACAACUACGGAGGUUACUUGAGCCCGCUGCCGCCCGCGUCCACGGCAGCGCCCUCGCACCACGGCAUGGCCACCGACCACGGAGGCUACUAUCCGCCCCCUCUCUACCACCACACCACCACGUCUCUCUGAUGUGGGCGUGGGCGGCUCUACUCCCUCAUCACCUCGCCCACCACCACCCGAAUCUUGUAAAUACGGUGUGAAUGUCUUUCCUUUUUCUGCGCGUCGGUAGGGAAUCUGCAGGGUCAGCCAACCAGCAGUACUAUUCAUUCAUUCAUUCGAGAGGAAAGUGGGAAAGUGAUGAUAAUAAGGACGAAGAAAGAGAGCAGAAAAGCAAGUAGUAAAUGGGGAGAAGUUGAUCGAAGGAACACUUAUGUUUUUGUAAGAUAAAAUAAAAAUGUAUCAGAGAAAUGUUUGAGAAGAAAAGAACUCCGAAGAAAGCGAGAGGUGAGCGCGCCUUCUUUCAACCCAGUUUCAUUAAUGGUCAUGUUCAUAUUAUUAGAGACGAAUCUUGUUCUCCCGGAGGCAGAGCGGCGACUCUAUCGCAAAAGACAGACGCUGCUGCUUCUGCUGUCCGCUGUGAAGUAUAUAUAAAUAAUGUGUGGAUAGAGGAAAUUGAAUAUUUUGUGGAAAAUACGAGUGAUAUACUUCCCUGUAUACGUAUAGAGACUUCAGUGCUGGAUGCGGCCUCCUCUCCUCAAAUUGUUAACAAAGACGAGUGGUUCUUUUUUUUUCGGUGAUAGUUUUUCUUUAGUAUUGAAAUACGCUUUUUGCAACCCGUUAACAGUGAAGGAGGAACAUUCGGAAAUGAAAGAUAAAAAGGAGAAGGGAGGAAGCUCUGAGCUUUGAUAGGAGACAGAGGGAAGGAGAGUGGAAGGAAGGAAGGAAGGAAGCUUCAGCCGAAAGAAGCGGUCGAGAAACCGGAAUCGAAAUGGCCGCGGAGGAGGAGGAGGAGGAGAAGGAGGAGGAAGCGGCCUCAAAUUCCCCCGUGUAUUCUAUGUCGUUGUAGCCGUGGCAAAGAUGUGACUGUGUGUAGUUGUACAUAUUAUACUCAUAGCAAAUAUAUCACUCCUUGAUACCUUUUAUUUUUGUAUGUAACCCUCUCCUGUUAUUAUUCUCAUUUUUCAUUAUUAUUAUUAUUAUAUUAUUAUUAAUUAUUAUUAUUAUUAUUGUCAAUAUUAUCAUUAUGAUUGUCAAUAUUAUUAUGACCAUACCUGUGGCCUGUACUGUUUACCUUUCCUCUUCGCCCAGACCUCUCUCUGCUGUAUUGUAGUACCACGGAAGUUGAGGAUUGCAUUGUAGAGGCUCAUUUGAUUUUAUUGUUUAUGUUUGGAAUCUCAUUUGAUGCGAGUGAAGGAAAAAAAACAUUAGCUGCCCUACUCAUGUAAUCACCCCAAGGCCUUUUUUUCAUUUAAUACAGUCUUCUUUUUUUCUGAAUUCGCUGCAGUCUUUGUUGCAAUAGUCUUAAACUAUUAAAUGUUUAUCGCCCAGGUCCGACAGUGGAUUCUAGUGACGCAUUUGAUUCCAACCUCAGUGUGGCGACAUGAUCACUUUACGUCCAACAUUUGUACAUAAAAAAAAAGAUGAAUGAUAGAAAGAGAGAGAGAGAUACAGAUCCUUUCAUGUAUAAUCUAUGGGUAGGCAUCUCUUUAAACAAGAUGGCUCUCCCAAGGAUAACAGAGCUGCCGCCGGCCAUCAGGACCAUCCUCCGUCACCCCCCCUCCCCCCCCCCCUCAGCUGCUCUUCAUGGUCCUUGGAUUGCCCAAAACCUUGUUCCCCUCCCACCAUCUUUUUUUUUUUUUUUUUUCUUAUUUUUAUUGAGGGGCAAUGGUCAGUCUUGUUGCUUUUGUCCACUUCUUCAUUGCUACUCAUCCAAUUUCUUCCACAAUUCUUACCGUCUGAUGAAAAACAACUUCUGUCAGCUGCUUUUCAAGAGAAGUUGGCCGCUACUUUGUAUAUACUAGAGAUAUGGUUAUGUUCUAGAACCUUUGUCAUCCAGGGUAUAGUCAUAUAAGUACUAAUUUUGUCAGGGGUAUAUUAGUAUAUUUGAUUCUUUUUCUGUAUUUUUCUUACCAACUAUGUGCAAUAGUGAUUAUCAUAGUCCACGUGUUACCUUCAAUUUUAUCACAGUUGUUGCUAUCUACUUUAAUUUGAUCGCGAACAUGAGAUAUUUAUCUUGAAAGUCAACACAUUCAGUGAAUCUAUCUUCCUUUCAUUCUAAGCCCACAAAUCCAAACAUAAACACUUCAUGACUUUUGGCAUCUUUUACGACACUCGAAACUGCUUUCACUUUGAAGAAUCUGGGAAUGGAUUUCAUUCUCCUCCAAUUUUUCUUAUAAUUCAUGAGGCUAAAUCUCAUCUCUCUCUCUCUCUCUCUCUCUCUCUCUCUCUCUCUCUCUUGUCAAUCACCCUUUCAUUUACCCUACUCCCUCCUUCCCCAUUUCCCUUUCCCCCUUUCCUUUUGAAAGGAUGGCUGGUGGCUCCCCCUGUUAACCUUUCGCAGAGAGAGCACACACGCAUGGAUCAGCUUCCAAAUUGGUCCGCACUGUACAAUUUUAUAGUCCUGUAUAUAACGUUAUGACGUAUUUUUUGUUAUUUAAAAUAAAAUGUGUUUUCAUGGAA
Molecule: messenger RNA, 5036 nt
Organism: Macrobrachium nipponense
Lineage: Eukaryota; Metazoa; Arthropoda; Malacostraca; Decapoda; Palaemonidae
Product: silk gland factor 1-like
Biological process (GO): anatomical structure morphogenesis; cell differentiation; regulation of transcription by RNA polymerase II
Molecular function (GO): transcription factor binding; RNA polymerase II cis-regulatory region sequence-specific DNA binding; protein domain specific binding
Source: RefSeq, a predicted model, not a curated record